Bombina bombina (fire-bellied toad) is the source of this 2607-nucleotide messenger RNA. RefSeq names its product spindle apparatus coiled-coil protein 1 (gene SPDL1). The transcript is spliced from 12 exons. Gene Ontology annotation, biological process: mitotic metaphase chromosome alignment; protein localization to kinetochore; mitotic spindle assembly checkpoint signaling. The record is from RefSeq and is a predicted model, not a curated record. Gene Ontology annotation, cellular component: spindle pole; outer kinetochore. Gene Ontology annotation, molecular function: kinetochore binding. NCBI's taxonomy places the organism in Eukaryota, Metazoa, Chordata, Amphibia, Anura, Bombinatoridae. Bases 115 to 1941 code for a protein of 608 amino acids.
UGUGAACCUGAAGCUCGAUUCAAACUUACCAGCCAACGUUCCUGACUAUAACCAGCCCUGAAACAUAGGAGAACACAGGCGGGCGCUGUCUAUUGCAGCUUCGGAUUUGCAACAAUGGAAGAAUCUGAUACUAUUUUGAAGCUUCGGCGCCAAUUGAAAGAAGCCGAAGAAGAGAGAAUGAAAGCUGCACAGUAUGGGCUGAAACUACUAGAGAGUCAGAUAGAUCUGGAGAAUCAGUUGGAAGAAAAGCAAAAUGAAAUGACAAACAUCAUUGAGAACCUUGAACAGGAAAAAUACUCCCUUCAACGAGAAGUUGAACUUAAAAACCGCAUGCUGGAAAGUGUGGCUUCUGAAUGUGAAAAUAUUAAACAGCAGCAAAAAGUUAGUCUUGACCAGCUGCAAGAACAACUGGAAAGAACCCAUAAUCGUGAAAUCAAUGAGCUUAAAGAUAAGAUGGAAAAGCUGAAAGCAGAAUUAGAUGAAGCAAGGCUGAGUGAAAAACAACUGAAGCACAAACUAGACCAUCAGAAUGAGAUACUAGUGAAUAAAUCAGAAGAGCUGCGGAUGAUGUCUGAACGUGCCCAUGAAAGCAUGUCAUCAGAAAUGUUGACCCUUCAGCUUGAAAAAAAUGAAAUUGAAAGUGCAAAGGACAUUAUAGAAAAAGAGCUCAAUGAAUUACAGUAUCGGCAGCAACAACUUAUACUAACGAACACCAACCGACACCGGCAACUUGAGCGUCUGCAGGAGGAUAAGGAAGAGAGAGAAAAAGAAGUGGUUGCUUACUUCAGUGCCUUAGAGAAAGCUCGUGAAGUGAACCAAGAGUUGCAAGUUCAACUUGAUCAAGCUUUGCGUGAGGCUCAGGACCCAAACAGCAGAGGAAACUCUUUGUUUGCUGAGGUUGAAGAUCGUAGGGCUGAAAUGGAACGUCAGCUGAUUAGUAUGAAAGUCCAGUAUCAGUCUUUGCAAAAGCAGCACGCAUUCUCCAGGCAACAAAUGCACAGAAUGAAGGUUCAGAUAGCAACAUUGUUGCAGCUAAAAGGUUCUCAGACAGAUCCAGGACAACUAGAACGUUUACAGUCCAUGGUUGCACAGAAGAACAGUGAAAUCGAAACACUUGUCGUGAAAGUGCGGCAGCUAGAAAAAAAUCAGCAAAAUUUUGAAAAUGGGCCUUGUUCUAACACAAAUGGAAUGAUACAAGAGGAUGAAACGUAUUAUGUGGAGUUACUUAAGAUGAAGUUGGAAAAUUCCAGUAAAGAGCUUGAAAAGCUAAAAGAUGAGUUAUCGCUACAAAGGAUGAAAGCUUUAGCAGAGAGCCAGCGUGUCUUGGAAUUGGAACGGAAACUUUUUACAAAUGAACGACAUCUUAAGCUCUCACAGGGCGAAAAUAUGAAACUUCGUGUCAGCUUGGAUGAGAUCAAGAUGAAAUAUGAGCCUGACGAAAUUGCAAAAGUUCGAAUCCAAAAAAGGCGAAAAGAACAGCUUCCUCUUGACUGUACAGAUGAAAAUACCAAUGACGGCAGCAUCCCAAAUGUCAAACCAACUGAAGCACUUUCUCUCACAAUAAAAGAAGGAAUGUCUACUGCAAAAUUGGAAGAAGAAGCUGGUGCUUCAUCCGUGGACAAAAGUGCAUCUUUUGCGCCGCAAGAAGUGUCUUCUGUCUCAUCUAAAUUAGUGAGAGAUUCAUGUGAUCAUCCUGUAAAAGAACGAAAAAAAGUGAGAAUUGCAGAAGACCUUAAUGACGUACAAAAUAAAAGAAACACAAAUGACUAUUCCGUUACAUCUACUCCCCCCAGGUCUAAAGCUGAAGAUACAUCUGAACCAAUGAAAGUUGAAGAACAGAGAGAGAGGAGGAAGCAUGAAAGAAAAAUGCGUAUGAAAACUCAGCCUGUUCUACACGUAUCUUCAAAACCUUCUGAAUCAACACAGUGUGCACAACAGUAGCCUCAAUAUCUGUCAGGUUUUGUUUCUUAAAAAUACAUUGUUUUAUUUAUAGAUGCUAUACAUUUUGUACAACAUAUCUGAUCUGUAUUUUAAUUUGUAUCAUACUAAUGAGAUCACUAUUGCGCAACAAUUUACAAUGAAAAAUGCAUGGAGGUUUUGUUGUCACUACCUUACCUUUUAGUUUAUUUCACAUUGUUUCUGUAUUUUGCUGAUAUGAUUUGCAAUAGGACGUAGUUCAACUGUUUAUAUUAUAGCUACAAGGAUAAAUAUUAAUAGAGAACCAAAUAUUUUACAAUGAACACACAACAAAAGUGAACAAUGUUCAAAUAUUUUAGUGUCUGUUCCUUUGACCUGAAUUUUUCUUCAGGUAACAUCUCUACAUAUUAAACGUAAAGUGUGUAUAAUGGUAAUAAAAGCACUCUGGAUUAAAGUCCUUCAUAUUUUAUGCAGACUGUUUACAUUAUGUUACCAUCUUGUGUUUUCAUGUUUAAUAUAUAAAUUGUAUGUCUCUGUAUUGUCCUGGAAUUAAUGUUGUACAGUCUCACAACUCAAGCAACAGUCUUUAUUCUCUUUUGUCCACCUCUAGCCAUUUUUUGUGUUAUCUUCAAUCUUUUAUUAUCUAUAAAUGACAUAUACUUUAUAAUAAAUUGUGUGGUUAACAACAAA